CUGCCUAACGUUAGCAGAAGAAGACGGUUACUGGGGUAACGUCAACAUCAUCUCGAGCUGCUACUCUGUUUUAAUUUAACUAUACCAUUUGGUUGACAUUUUAGUUAAACAAACUAAACAGCCGCUUCGGUUGGAAAUUUUAGAGUCUACUCUGUCGACGAAAAAGGCCAGAAAGGAAGUGUAAGGCAUCAUGGCGAGCCAGCGGCCUCCCUCCGGCAUGGGCCGGCCUAUGAGCCGCAGUGGGUCUGUGGUUCCUGGGGCUGGAAGACCUCCAACCGCUGUCAGACCUCCUCCUACAGCUAUACGUGUUGCAACUGGGAUGGUCCCAGGUACGAGUGGUCAUCCUGGUAUGAGGGGCGGCGUUCCCAUCUCCACCCCUGGAGUCCUGUCAGCACAGAUCAAAGUGACUGACAGGCCUGUCACCCAACAGGGGCUCAGUGGGAUGAAGACUGGCAUGAAAGGACCUCAGAGACAGAUUCUGGAUAAGUCUUACUACUUGGGCCUUCUCAGGAGUAAGAUCAACGAGUUGACCACUGAGACCAGCAAACUGCACAAAGAGAUUGACAACUACAACCAGGAGAAUUCUGUCUAUCUGUCUUAUGAGAAGAGAGCUGAAGGCCUGGCUGCAGAGAUUAGGGAUCUACAAGGCCAGCUUGCUGACUACAACAUGCUGGUGGACAAGCUCAACACCAACACAGAGAUGGAUGAAAUGGUUAAUGACUACAACAGUUUGAAAGCCCAGAAUGACAGCGAGGCUGAAAGCAUUGAUAGAAUCUUCACUGAGAGGAGAGAACGAGAGGAGGCUAUCAGGGCCAUUGAAGAGGAGAUCAGGAGGGAAAGACGUGUUGCUGACGAGGUUGUCCAGGCCAUGCCGGCCGCAAAGCAAGAGAAGUAUUUCACCAUGACAACAACCAAUGAGGAGCUGCUACAGGAGCUGACUGUUCUCCAGGAGGAGCUGGACAUCCUGCUGACCAGGAAGGAGGACUACGAAGCAGAGCUGUCCCACUCACAGAUAAAGCAGGAAGUGGUUCGACUUCAUGAGACUUUGUCAGCACUGGAGGCGAAGCGUGACACCAUGGAGGCAGAGCACAAGAGCCUGGGCUCCCCCCAGGAGGAGAGAGAGAAAUUAUUUAAACAGGUAAAGGAGGACAACCAGGAAAUAGCCAGCAUGGAAAGACAGCUGACAGAGAUCAGGGACAGGACCAGACAAAUCACUGAGGAGAUCCGACAGCUGGAGCAGGACUCAGAGGAAGCUCAGGGGGAGUGUCAACAGAAAUACAAGGAGCUGAAGAGGAAAGAGGAGGAAAUCGACCGGUUCUUAGAAUCAUUUGAGGAGUCCAAGGCUCAGGAGCAGGAGAAGAUGACCCAGAGCCAGGAGGACAUCGUCUCCCUCCUGGAGCACUGCAGCAGGAACAUGCUGCGGCUACGUCAGGUGGAUACAGUGACAGCCAGUGAGCUGAGGAACAUGCAGGAGGUGCUGGUCAGCAAAGAGACGGAGGUGGUCCAAUCAGAGAGCACCGCCAGGGGACUGACGACCGAGUCCCAGCGGCUGCAGCAUGACCUGGAGAAGGUGCAGCUGCUAGAGGGGAAGAUCUCAGGUGAGCUGAGCACCCUGAAGGAGCGCGUCGGCACCAUGGAGUCUGAGCUGCACACCUACAGAGACCUGGACACCCUGAGACACGCAGCAGAGGAGAAGAAGACAAGACUGCAGGAGGACCGUGUAUCUCUGACUCGUCGCCGGGAUUCAUUCAGACAGCUGUUAGAGGAGAUGAACCAGAAACACGAAGCUCUGAAGACCAAACUGCAAGAAAACGAGACUCAUGCUCAGCUGGCCAACUUGGAGAGGAAAUGGCAACACUUGGAGCAGAACAACUUUGUAAUGAAAGAGUUCAUCGCCUCGAAGUCUCAGGAGAGCGACUUCGACUCAGUCGCCAAGAACGUCUCCCAACAAGUGGCCGAGUACAACAAGAUCCUCAUAGACUCACUGCAGAACAACAGGAGUUAAACACACAGCACACACACACACACACACAAAGCUUCUAUUUAACACACCUGCAGUCUGACAACAUGUCAUUUUACUUUUAGUAAGCCUCAGUCUGAAUCUUUUAUUAUCUCAUAACUAAAUUCAGCCAUUUCUCUAUUUUCACUCUCAAGUCAAACUUUGUGAGUUUUGCCAGUUAAACAUUCAGUUUAUAGUGUUUUUGCAGUUGGUGAAAGUAGCAGUUUUUUUCAGACUGUAGCUGCUUUCUGUCCUUUAAAAAUUCCCUAAUGUUUCUGUUAGGCAAAGUUUGUAUCUAAAGUAUAUAUCUUCUAUAUUUUGUAUUUAAACUAACAGGAGAUUCUGCUGCAGUCUGUCAGUAGGUUUCUGUAGAAGUAUGAAUGUAUCUACGAAGGACGUUGAUCAUUUAAAUAAAGAGAUUUUGAGAAAAA
This is a messenger RNA of Thunnus maccoyii (southern bluefin tuna), 2430 nucleotides long. RefSeq names its product intraflagellar transport 74 (gene ift74). The transcript is spliced from 20 exons. Lineage: Eukaryota; Metazoa; Chordata; Actinopteri; Scombriformes; Scombridae. Gene Ontology annotation, biological process: intraciliary transport involved in cilium assembly; cilium assembly. Gene Ontology annotation, cellular component: centrosome; intraciliary transport particle B; cilium. The record is from RefSeq and is a predicted model, not a curated record. Gene Ontology annotation, molecular function: beta-tubulin binding. Bases 191 to 2005 code for a protein of 604 amino acids.